Cuscuta campestris is the source of this 2129-nucleotide messenger RNA. Lineage: Eukaryota; Viridiplantae; Streptophyta; Magnoliopsida; Solanales; Convolvulaceae. The record is from the annotation of a GenBank genome assembly.
GAAAUGGUGCCGGCAUGCUUCAUCAAGAGAGAUUGACCGUAAUCUCAGGUUAGGGCUUGAUUCUCCGACACCCUCAUUCUCCAAGCUCCCUCCCACAAUCGGAUUGAGAUUGUUCAUCCAUCGCUCUUUUAGGUAACCCCUCUCCUUGCUGUAACCAUAAACUUCCGCUCACUGUUUCUUCGCGGAUUCGGAUCUGAAAAGCACACUACAUUGGCAGUAUAUCAACUCAACAAUCAAGCAGCGAUGUUCCAUCUGACCGAUCAUUGCUUUUCUAGCUGUAUAACGUUUGCCUGUUGCGAUCAGUGAUUUGGAAUUAGAGCAUUGUGUUCUUGACAGAAAAGAUUAGAUUGGGUAGUUGAUUUGUUUGGGAAAUGCCAGAGUCUAGAAUUUUGAAGCAGUAGAGGGGUUGAAGUGAAUUAGAUUGGUUGGUAUGGGGUGUUAGACUUUUUUUUGGGGUGGAGAUGGUUGAAAUAGCAGAGUCUUCUGAUUCCGGAACUGGAUUGUUUAGCACUAGAUUGGUAGAAAGGGGAUCUUUACGCGAAGAGGACAGCUUUCAAAGGCAAGUGACUAACUUUCGGGGUGGUGGAUUGAGGAAUACAAGCCCGCUAGGACGGGUUGGUUCGAGAAACACCAGUCCUUCUAAACAGAAAGUCAUUAAGACUAAGCCUCGUGGAUUGGAUGAGGAGACUUUGGCCACUUUUGGUAAGCCGAUUCAGCCGGAUAUUCAUAUGGAAGAUAAUAUUUGGGCAAUGCUUCCGGAGGAUUUGUUGAAUGAAAUCCUUGCUAGAGUUCCCCCAUUCAUGAUCUUUCGGCUCCGGUCGGUUUGCAAGAGGUGGAACUCCAUUUUGCAAGACAAUAGCUUUUUGAAGUUCCAUUCUCAAGUGCCACCUCACGGGCCUUGUCUCCUUACAUUUUGGAAGAAUUCACAGACCCAUCAGUGUUCUGUCUUUAGCUUGCCUCUGAAACAAUGGUUCCGAAUACCAUUUACAUUUUUACCACAAUGGGCGUUCUGGCUGGUUGGUUCUUCUGGCGGUCUGGUUUGUUUCUCUGGAUUAGAUGGAUUGAUGUUCAAAAUGUUAGUUUGCAAUCCCCUAACUCAGACUUGGAGGAUGUUGCCGAGUAUGCAUUACAACCAACAAAGGCAACUGAUCAUGGUCAGUGAUAAGAAGGAAAGGUCAUUUAAAGUUAUAGCCACUAGUGAUAUAUAUGGUGACAGGUCUUUGCCUACUGAAGUAUAUGACUCAGUUCUUGACAAGUGGUCAAUUCACCAGACAAUGCCUGCUGCGAAUAUUUGCUCCUCUAAAAUGGCAUAUUGUGAUUCGAGACUGUAUAUGGAAACUCUCUCUCCACUUGGUUUGAUGAUGUAUAGGCUGGAUACUGAACGGUGGGAACACAUACCAGCAAGGUUCCCACGUUCUUUAUUGGACGGUUAUCUCGUUGCUGGGACCCAUAAACGUCUGUUCCUGGUUGGAAGAAUAGGUCUUUACAGCACCCUUCAAAGUAUGAGGAUUUGGGAGUUGGACCAUGGAAAAUUUAUUUGGGCAGAGAUAAGUAGGAUGCCACCGAGGUACUUUCGAGCUCUUUUGAGAUUGUCAGCAGAAAGGUUUGAAUGCUUUGGACAGGAUAAUUUGAUCUGCUUCACAUCUUGGAACCAAGGAAAAGGCCUUCUUUAUGAUGUUGAUAAGAAAUCAUGGUCUUGGAUUGCCGGGUGUGCUUUGAAGUCAUACAAUAGCCAAGUUUGCUUCUAUGAACCAAGAUUUGAUGCAUCAAUAUAUUAAUCCAACAGCCAGUUUACAUAUCCACAUUCAAUUGGGAGAACAUAGACCAGUAGCUUCUUGCCAUUUCUCCCAAGUGCAUUUCAUGAAAAUGUCAACUUCAACCAGCCAGUUUAAGUCCAAGUUGCUCUCUUACAUCAAACCCAAGGGAACUCUUCUUCCAUGGAGCCUAAAGAUUAGUUCAAUUUGAUGGUUUUCUAUUUUUAGGUUUGGGGUACUUCAUUCUUUCCUGCUUUAUUCUUGGAAUACCCAGUUGGGCAUGAGGGCGAUCAGCCGAUCACAUGUGUAGCAUAAUUAUCUCUACAACUUAUCCAAGAGGAAGUGAGAGAUGAAUGAGGGAGAUCUUCUGGGAGG